Molecule: messenger RNA, 597 nt
Organism: Argentina anserina (silverweed cinquefoil)
Lineage: Eukaryota; Viridiplantae; Streptophyta; Magnoliopsida; Rosales; Rosaceae
Product: auxin-responsive protein SAUR78-like
Exons: 1
Coding region: 81-452 (123 amino acids)
Biological process (GO): response to auxin
Source: RefSeq, a predicted model, not a curated record
UCAACACCUUCCCAAACUCUCUCUCUCUCUCUCUCUCUCUCAGAGAACUAAGCUUCUUCGUUAUACUCUUUAUCUUCAACAUGGCGAAAGGUGGAAAGCUACUGAAGCUCAAGUCAGUCCUCAAGAAGUGGAACUCAUUCAGCAAAAGCAGCCGCCACAGCAUCAGCUCCAUAGCAUCCGCCGACGACGACAGCUACUCUUCCUCCAACGCCGUCGUCUCCUCCAGGGACCUACAUGCCGUCUACGUCGGCAAGUCCCGAAGACGCUACCUCGUCGGCCCCGACGUCGUCCACCACCCCCUCUUCAAGGAGCUGGCGCAGAGAUCCUCAAACGACAACACGAUCAAUGUAGCAUGCGAGGUGGUGCUGUUCGAGCACCUGCUCUGGAUGCUCGAGAACGCCGACCCUCAGCCGGAAUCGAUGGACGAGCUCGUUGAGUUCUACGCUUGCUGAUCGAGAAAGAUUAAGGAAUGUAUAUGCAUGGUAACUACUACUAGGUGAAAGUUGAAAGUGACUGAGAAAGAAGAAUGAGGAAUAACCGAAUAAGGAAGAGGAGGAUUGUACAUUUCUUUUUCAAGAGAUAAAAAAAAUUUGUAGG